CUAAAUCAUUCAUCCCAUACGGUUGACGGAUCCGAUCAGAUGCACAAAAAGACACACACGAAUGAAGGCCAUGGGUGGUUACUCCGGUGGUCUUGUAAUGUCUGUCAGUCUGCCUGCCUGUAGCAUGAUACACAGAGUGCCAUGCAGCACAGCUGCAUGAUCCUCCAUGGGAACGAUCAGGCUCUCUCUCGAGAGGCCUUCACGCCACGGGCGGCUCGCAACUUGCUCUCCUGAAAGCACGUAGGUGCCAACGCGUCAGCAGCCUCAAGGCGGCAGGAGGCGUACAUGUGCGUUGUCGGUGAGUGCUUACGAGCAUGCGAAUGAGUCCAUUGCUGUGGGUGUCCUUCCGUCUGAGUGCACGGUCGAUGGCCGACGCAGCGAUCCGCACCUGAGGCUGCAACCUGGGCUCGUCAUCGGCACAGCAAAGGUCAAACGACACACCAUCACCUACACACAUACAUACAUCCAUACGAGCAGGCGUGUCGCACUCUCUCUGUUCCUCCAUUGUCUUACCGUCAUUGCAAGCCGCUGCAGGUCUCGGUGCUGUGUUGUUGUCGAUCUCUUGUUUUUUCUUGGCAGGUGGCUUGGCAGGCCCGCCACCCGGACACUUCACACCACCACCACCAGCAGCAGCCACCUGCACACAGACACGAAGAGAGGCGUCAGAUGGAGGUUGUCGGCACUUCUAUCUAUCUCACCUUUGUCGGCUUGGCCUUCGUGCUGCUGACUGGCGGCCCGAGACUGACGCCUAGAUCCUCCCAGUUAAGUGAAGGCGACUCGAGCCAGUCAUGCAGGAGGUCGCCCUGGCCGCGCUUGUGCACCCGGGGGGAGGGUGGGAGGGGUGGGCGAGGCUGCUGGCGAUGCACUGAUAGAUAGGACAGAAAGAACACAGAGACGAUUGAUGGUCACAUCAGCGUGGAUGGAUGGAUGUGUCGUGUCGUGUGUGUGGCGGCUGUCACCCCGAUGGACACAGGGGCUCCAGGAAGCGCAAGCACGUUUGCAUCCCGGCAGCUGCCUCGGAUGCAGGCGGCCGCCCCUCAUCGCCGAAGUCGACGCAUGUGUCCUCGGGCUCACCAUCAGCAGGGCUAUUCAGGCGCCGCUUCUUUGCCAUUGUCAGCUGCACACACAAGGCAAAUCAUUCUACUGUGAGCCAGCAUAGCAGACAGAGAUCUGCUUACACAUUUCAACGCAGAAGAUCUCGUCGGCUUCGAGAGCACUCACUCCUCCGAUGCGCCCGGGACCGGGGUCAUCCAUGCCGCCUUCAAAAAGCCACAAACUGAGGAAGAAAGCUUCACAGCC
Messenger RNA from Vitrella brassicaformis, 1299 nucleotides. Lineage: Eukaryota; Vitrellaceae. The record is from the annotation of a GenBank genome assembly.